CUAUAAACAGAAACAUAUAUAGUAUGACUACAGCAAAACAACCUUGCCCUAGAGUGAUCUUUGUCCGUCAUGGUCAAACCGAAUGGUCCAAAUCCGGACAACACACUUCCCGCACUGACAUUGACUUGACUGAUUUCGGAGUCAAGCAAAUGAGAAACACAGGGAAGCACUUAAUCGGUGAUGUCCACACCAAUAUGAUCAAACCCAAGAGCAUUACCCACGUGUUUGUGUCUCCUAGAUUAAGAGCCAGACAUACUGCUGAAUUAUUGUUGGAAAGCGUCGAUCCUAAGAUCAGAGACCAGAUUCCAGUGGUCAUCGACGAAGAUAUCCGUGAAUGGGAAUAUGGAGAUUACGAAGGAUUGAAAACUGCCGAGAUUAUCGAAUUGAGAAAGUCUCGUGGGUUAGACAAGGACUUGGCUCCUGGUGACACCUGGAAUAUUUGGCGCGAUGGCUGUGAAGGAGGAGAAAUCCAUACUGAUGUCAAGGCAAGAUUAGACCGUUUCAUCUCCAAGAUUCAAGCUAUUCAUGCCAAGUCAAUUGAAGACCAGGUGGCUUCCGAUGUCAUUGUCAUUGCUCACGGACACAUUCUCAGGUGUUUCUGUGCCAGAUGGGUUCAAAGAGAAUUGAACCGCAACCCACAAUUGAUGUUGGAUGCCGGUGGGGUUGGUGUUUUGAGUUAUCAACAUCACAACGUCAAUGAACCGGCUAUUUACUUGGCUGGUGCAUUCACCGUGCCGGUUGAAGAAGAAGGGGCUGACUUUUAGGCUGUGUAUUAGACUUCUAUAUGUACCUCGGCAUUUUUAAGUGCAACCAAUACACUCUGCC
This is a messenger RNA of Spathaspora passalidarum NRRL Y-27907, 825 nucleotides long. RefSeq names its product histidine phosphatase family protein. Bases 24 to 764 code for a protein of 246 amino acids. Gene Ontology annotation, biological process: ribose phosphate biosynthetic process. Gene Ontology annotation, molecular function: sedoheptulose-bisphosphatase activity. The record is from RefSeq and is a predicted model, not a curated record. NCBI's taxonomy places the organism in Eukaryota, Fungi, Ascomycota, Pichiomycetes, Serinales, Debaryomycetaceae. The transcript has a single exon.